AUGCCCACUGUUACUGGCAUCGAUCCGAUACCCUUCUCACGCGAUACAUUCCCAAUGCUACACUCAGCUGCCUUGGAGAAGUGUCCUGAUGAGAAGAGUAGAGCGGCCAUGACUAGUCGGGCUGAGAACUCUAUACGAUGGCGAUUCAAGGAGGGGACUGACAAUAAGGAAAUAGAAUCCAACGCUCG
This is a messenger RNA of Perkinsus marinus ATCC 50983, 188 nucleotides long. RefSeq lists its product as hypothetical. The record is from RefSeq and is a predicted model, not a curated record. The annotation marks the transcript as partial. Gene Ontology annotation, biological process: transcription elongation by RNA polymerase II. The transcript has a single exon. Gene Ontology annotation, cellular component: Cdc73/Paf1 complex. NCBI's taxonomy places the organism in Eukaryota, Perkinsozoa, Perkinsida, Perkinsidae.